GUGUCAAUUUGUUUGCAGUUUUUCAACAGUAUUUCUGUUAUGAAAUGAUGGGCAAAUAUACUCCCGGGGACCAAACCCAGAACCCCACCAACCACAGAUUUGCGAUCAUUGUAUCCGAGCCUUACAAGUGGCACGUGUCAACACACAGGCAAUUACAUACUACGCUAAUCAUGAAAAAAGUAGAGCUUGAACCAAUGUCAUGCAGCGCCCAGUUACAAGCAAUAAAAUGACAUUGUAAAACUAACAUGACGGAAUCAAAGUGGGAGACAAACACAAGUCUACUGCAGACUAAUACUGGUGACAUAAAGGGAUCAGGUAACAGCAGACACGAUGAAGAUCUCCAUGACACUCAACAACCAGACUGCUGUUCUCAACGAUGGAUCCUGGCAUUUAUGGCGGUUUGGUUAGGAUCCAUGUCCUUUAUGCUUAACUCCAGUAUGAACUUAGCGAUAGUUUGUAUGGUGAAAUCAAACACUGAUGACCUUUUGCACGAACCUGUCUUAAGCUAUGAAACAAGCUAUAACAAUUCAAUCAUAAAUGAAACACUUUUUAUUGAAAAAUCAGCUAACAAACUUUCCACGGAUUAUCCAACGAUGAAGAACAACAUGACAUUAAUUUCUUUCGAUUUGGCAGACUCCUGUGACACUUCGUCAAAGUCUAGAAACUUAUACUCUGAGCGUGCAGAGUUUUCCUGGAGUAAGACGACACAGUCUAUGGUAUUAUCCAGCUACUACUAUGACUACCUCAUAAUGCAGAUCCCGGGUGGCUGGUUGGCGGCAAGGUUUGGCGGGAAACAUGUGAUUGGCAUUAGUAUGACAUUGUCGUCUGCUUUAACAAUACUGAUACCCGUGUUGGCCAGAGCAAGUGUGCACUGUGUAGUUAUCGCGAGGGCAUUACUUGGAUUAUGUAUAGGAACAACUUCACCAAGUAUUUGCGGAUUAAUUGGAAGAUGGGCUCUGCCAACGGAAAGAAUCCGCUUUCUUGGAAUGUGCUGGUUCGGACAAAAUAUCGGAGCGGUAAUUGGGUACUCAACUUCAGGACUUCUCUGUGUUCAUGGAUUUGACAAUGGAUGGGCUUCUAUAUUCUAUAUUCAAGGAGUAAUAACAUUGCUAUUUGUUUGCUCAUGGUGGUAUGUAAUAUACAAUACGCCGCAAAAUCAUCCGAGGAUAUCAGCUGCGGAAAAACGUCUUAUAUUAAAAUAUGUACCACUGGACAUAAAAUCUAAAAGUAAUAAACAGAACAAUGACGUACCAUGGAAAAACAUAUUUAGUUAUUUACCCGUGUAUAUUGUGUAUAUUAUCCAUUUAUGUGACACCUGGACAUACUACCUCCUUCUUACGUGUCUACCAUUGUUUCUGAAAGAAGUGCUCAAGUUUGAUAUACUAAGUAAUGGGAUUUUUUCAUGCCUACCGUAUCUUAGUUUCAUGGCAGGAAUAGCUGUAGCUGGUGUGUGCGCUGACCUAAUUCGCUCUUGGACAAAAGUCUCUAUUACUACUAUUAGAAAGGUCUUUCAAAUCGCAGGUUUCCUUGGCAUUGCAGUAUUUAUUCUGAUACCCGGGUAUUUGACAUGCGAGUACAGAUAUGGAGUUAUAGCAUGUCUCUGUUUAUGCACCUUGUUUGAAGCUAUAGGUAUUACUGGGGGCCACAUUCCUAACAUUGUAGAUAUAGCACCAAGGUAUUCAUCUAUUAUAUUUGGUAUAUCAAACACCAUAGCGACCAUUCCUGGUAUAGUUGCUCCAAUCGUUGUAGGAGAAAUUACUAAAACUGGUACCAAUGAAGAGUGGAGGGUAACAUUUUUUAUAGCAGCAGGAGUCGCACUGUUUGCUGCCGUACUGUAUGGCAUUUUUGCUGAUAGUGAACUUGCUCCCUGGGCAAAGGGCAAAGAGGAUCAAAUUGAAAUAGAAGUACAAGUUUCAAAUGAAAUUGUUGCAAAUGAAACAGAUAUAAACUCAAGAAAAUGUGAUCUGUAACUAGUUACUAAACUAGAACAUUUAUUUGCUUCAGACAUAAUGAGAAAUAUCUAUAUAUUCAAUAUUGCCAUUUAAAAAGACUCAAAACGUUAUGGCAAGAAAAACAUGCUCAUCAAAUGAUUUAUUUAAUGUUUACUGGCUACAAUGAGCGAAGUAAUUUCCAAAUGGAUUUCAGGACAACCUUAAAAUGUUUGCAAUAUCAACUGUUUUAGCCCAUCAUCAGAUAGUGGGCUGUUCAAAUCACUCUGCGUCCGUGGUCCGUCGUCCUUCCGUCCGUUAACAAUUUCUCGUUAUCGCAUCUCCUCAGAAACUACCAGGGGGGUUUUGACCAAACUUUGUCAGAAUAAUGUACUGGUACCCUAGUUGUGUCCCCCUGAAAAUUAGACUGGUUCAACAAUUUUUGAGUGAGUUAUGGCCCUUUGUUUAUUUUUAUAAUUUACAUAGAUUUAUAUAGGGAAAAACUUUAAAAAUCUACUUGUUCAAAACAACAGAACCUAGCUUUGUUAUUUGUUAUGAAGCAUCAUCUAGUGGCCCUCUACCAAGAUUGUUCAGAUUAUUUUCCUGGGGUCAAGUAUGGCCCCGCCCUGGGGGUCACAUGGUUUAUAUAGACUUAUAUAGGGAAACAUUUCGAAAAACCUCUCGUCCAAAACCACAGGGCCUAGGGCUUUGGUAUUUUGUAAGUGACAUCAUCUAGUGGUCUUCUACUAAGAUUGUUCAAAUUAUCCCCCUAGGGUCACAUAUGGCCCCGCCCCGGGGGUCACAUGGUUUCUAUAGACUUACAUAGGGAAAAACUUUGAAAAUCUUCUUGUCCAAACCACAAAUCCUAGGGCUUUGAUAUUUGUAAUGUAGGAUCAUCUAGUGGUUCUCUAUCAAGUUUGUUCAAAUUAUCCCCCUAUGUCAAAUAUGGCCCCGCCUUGGGGGUCACAUGGUUCAUAUAGACUUAUAUAGGGAAAAGCUUUUAAAAUCUUCUUGUCAAUAUCCUACAACAUUCAAAUUUGGACCACAUGUAUGGUUUUGAGUGGCAAGAUGAACCUUGACAUGAGUUAACCUUGUUUUUGACCUAGUGACCUACUUUCACAUUUCUGUAGCUACAGCCUUCAAAUUUGGACCACAUGCAUAGUUUUGUGCACCGAAAAAAACUUUGACCUUGACAUUGACCUAGUGACCUACUUUCACAUUUUUGAAGGUACAGGCUUCAAAUUUGGACCACAUGCAUAGUUUCGUGUUCCGAAAUGAAACUUGACCUUGAUUUUGACCUAGUGACCUACUUUCACAUUUCUGUAGCUACAGCCUUCAAAUUUGAACCACCUGCAUAGUUUUGUGUACCGAAACAAACUUUGAUCUUGACAUUGACCUAGUGACCUACUUUCACAUUUUUGAAGGUACAGGCUUCAAAUUUGGACCACAUGCAUAGAUUUGUGCUCUGAAGUGAAAUUUGACCUUGACUUUGACCUUGAUCUUAAGUGUCCUACUUUCACAUUUCUCAAGCUUCAGCUUUCAAAUGUGGACCACAUGCAUGGACCACAUGCACAGUGUUGUGUACGGAAAUGAAAUUUGACCUUGAGCUAGUCAACAAGUCUUGAAAUUUGGAACACUCAAAAAUGGUAAGUUGGUGGGCGCCUAGAUCACUCUGUGAUCUCUUGUAUCUUAAUGCAGUACAGUACUUUGUUACCGCUGAAUUUUAUUUAUACAGGCUCAGUGAUAAAUUAUUCUGACCAAUGAGCAGACUCAAUUGAACCGUGUCUGCGAUUAUUUUGCUAUUUUGCUUCCAAAGAUCUGACAAAAAAGCAAUAUUCUGGCAGAUUUUAUUUGAUUUAACUUGAAUAUUUAAAGUUAUUUAGAAAGAAAAACAAAUAAAUAUCAUACUUUU
This is a messenger RNA of Mercenaria mercenaria, 3840 nucleotides long. Its product is annotated as sialin-like. Gene Ontology annotation, molecular function: transmembrane transporter activity. Lineage: Eukaryota; Metazoa; Mollusca; Bivalvia; Venerida; Veneridae. Gene Ontology annotation, biological process: transmembrane transport; monoatomic anion transport. The transcript has 12 exons. The coding region runs from base 246 to 1970 and encodes 574 amino acids. The record is from RefSeq and is a predicted model, not a curated record.